Messenger RNA from Zophobas morio, 1434 nucleotides. RefSeq names its product sensory neuron membrane protein 1-like. The coding region runs from base 10 to 1434 and encodes 474 amino acids. Gene Ontology annotation, cellular component: cytoplasm; membrane. Gene Ontology annotation, molecular function: scavenger receptor activity. The transcript has 7 exons. NCBI's taxonomy places the organism in Eukaryota, Metazoa, Arthropoda, Insecta, Coleoptera, Tenebrionidae. The record is from RefSeq and is a predicted model, not a curated record.
GGUAACGAAAUGCGGGAUUUCUAUCUAAAAUUGCCGAUUCCUUUGGAUUUUCGCAUCUACUUUUUCAACGUAACCAACCCACUACAAGUACAAGAAGGUCAGAAACCUAUCCUGCAAGAAGUUGGGCCUUAUUGUUACGACGCGUACAAGGAAAAAAUAGUUAUUGCAGAAGACAAAGCAAACGACACUUUGACAUACAAUCCUUACGACACCUACUUUUUUAACCAAACUCGAAGUGGUGACCUUUCUCAAGACGACUACGUCACGAUCCUCAAUCCCCUCGUUGUGGGUAUUAUAAAUGCAGUGGCAAUCCAGAAACCACAAUUUCUAUCUGCCGUAAAUAAAGCUUUGCCCAUCGUCUUCAAAGAAGACUAUUCUAUAUACCUCACGACCAGAGUGAGAGACAUUCUCUUCGACGGUGUUCGAAUAGAUUGUAACGUCAAAGACUUCUCAGCAACUGCACUUUGUUCGCAGUUUAAAGGCCAACCUGUAAUGAAAGAAAUCGAGAAAAAUGUUUUCUAUUUUUCCUUAUUUGGAUCGAGAAAUGGUACAGUUCCGCAGCAAAUUACCGUGUACAGAGGUAUCAAAAAUGGCGAGAGUUUAGGUGAGGUUGUCUCGAUCGAUAACCAUACGGACCUACAAAUAUGGCCUAAAGGCUCAUGUAACAAAUAUCGUGGAACAGACGGUUGGAUUUUUCCGCCAUUCUUAAAAGACAAUAUAGAUAUUGUAGCCCCCGAUUUAUGCAGGAAUUUUCAAGCAAAAUUUGUUGAAACUUUGAGAUUUCACAACAUCAAAGUCAGGAAGUAUUUUGCCGACCUUGGAGAAGCAAAUCCUGAAGACCAGUGUUUCUGUCCAGCGCCUGAUAAAUGUUUACCUGAAGGAGUGGUAGAUUUAACCAAGUGUUUACAAGUGCCUUUAAUGUGUACCUUGCCCCAUUUUCUACGAGUUGACGAAAAACUCUUACAACAAGUCGAAGGUCUGCAUCCUGACACCGAAAAACACAUAAUAUUAAUUUAUUUCGAAUCGAUUACUGGAACCCCCGUGGUAGGCCAGAGGAGAAUUCAGUUCAAUUUAGAGCUAAAAACUAUUAAAAAAAUUAACAUUAUGCAAACAGUCCCAGAGGCCCUUCACCCCAUUUUGUGGUUAGAAGAGGGUGUUCAAUUGGAAGGAUUUCUCUUAGAUAAAAUUAUUACCGCCUCUACGCUUUUAAAAGUGGUGUCAGUUGGUCGUUACAUAACGUUGAUAGGAUUCAUAGAAAUAUUUGCCUAUGGAUGUUACCAAGCGUACAAAGACUGGAAACUGUCUAAAGUGGGUCCCGCAGAAUCUCCUAGCAAAAGUGUGAGAUCAAGUGGCGGUCAACACCGAAAAAUUAAUACUCAAGAGAUACUUAAAGCAAUUAAUUUUGCCAAUAGGAAAGACGAAGCAACCACAUAA